Messenger RNA from Malania oleifera, 1035 nucleotides. Its product is annotated as glycine-rich cell wall structural protein-like. The record is from RefSeq and is a predicted model, not a curated record. Bases 1 to 1035 code for a protein of 344 amino acids. The transcript has a single exon. NCBI's taxonomy places the organism in Eukaryota, Viridiplantae, Streptophyta, Magnoliopsida, Santalales, Ximeniaceae.
AUGGCAAAAGCUUCUAAGUACUUUGGCAGUAGUAGUAGUGUAGGAUUUGCUGUGGUGGUGUUGGUUCUGGUUGCAGGAAUAGCAGAGAGCCGGGUAUUUGAGAAAGAUCUAUUUUCCGGCCACAGAGGACAUGGCUUUGGUGGCGGCGCUGGAGGAGGUUUCGGCGGUGGAGGAGGACUUGGCGGUGGAGGCGGUGCGGGGGGCGGUGCUGGUGGUGGACUUGGAGGUGGAGGUGGUGCAGGUGGAGGCGCUGGUGGUGGCUUCGGAAAAGGUGGCGGAGUAGGGGGAGGAAUUGGCGGUGGGGGUGGUGCUGGUGGCGGGCUUGGAGGUGGAGGUGGCGCUGGUGGAGGUGCUGGUGGAGGAAUUGGUGGUGGAAAAGGUGGGGGUUUUGGUGGUGGGGGUGGAGCGGGUGGCGGUGCUGGAGGUGGACUAGGAGGAGGAGGUGGAGCAGGAGGGGGCGCCGGUGUUGGAGGAGGAGUUGGAGGCGGAGCCGGUGGUGGUGCCGGGGCCGGUGGUGGCUUUGGAGGUGGCAAAGGCGUCGGUGGAGGAAUUGGUGGUGGGGCUGGCGGGGGCGCUGGAGGCGGCGUUGGAGGUGGAGCUGGCGGCGGUGUCGGAGGAGGGCUUGGUGGUGGCGCAGGAGGUGGCGGGGGAGUUGGAGGUGGUUCUGGAGGGGGUGUUGGUGGCGGAGCGGGAGGUGGUGCUGGAGGAGGGCUUGGCGGUGGAGCCGGAGGGGGUCUUGGAGGUGGAGGUGGUGCUGGUGGUGGUGCUGGAGGGGGUGUUGGUGGCGGAGCGGGAGGUGGUGCUGGAGCCGGAGGGGGCCUUGGAGCUGGAGCUGGUGGUGGUGCUGGAGGGGGCGUUGGUGGCGGAGCGGGAGGUGGUGCUGGGGGAGGGCUUGGGGGUGGAGCCGGAGGGGGUCUUGGAGGUGGAGCUGGAGGUGGCUUCGGUGGCGGUGGCGGUGCAGGCGGUGGAGCUGGUGGGGGUGCUGGCGGUGGCUUUGGAGGGGGCGCCGGCGGAGGUGCUGGUGGUGGAUUUUGA